UCCACUUGUUAUCUCGACAGGAGGGUCACACAGACAGUGGGAUGUGCUUCUCUCCAGAGGAGUCGAAGGGUUUGAAUCAACAGCUGCCAGCUACGCCCAACUUCAGCCAGCUGCUGCGCUGUAAGAGUAAAGAGUCUCUGGCUUCUGAGUCAUCCAAUCAGACGAGCGGAUACCAGUCAGGGUACCACUCUGACGACACAGACACCCCGAUCUACGCCAACGAGGAGGUGAUCAUGAAGCACAACAUGCUGAAGAAGCCUCCGCUGCCCAAGACGCCGGACAAAUUCAACAUGGAGAUCCGUUACAGCACACCACCUGUCUGACCCCCAGUACUGAAAGUCUUUUCACUGUACAGUGUUUGUUUGUUUAUUACAAUUUAGAAACAAUGACAACAGUUUUUUUUUUGUUUUUUUUUUUUGUUUUGUUUUUUUACAAGAGAUAACUUAAAGAGUCAGCUGUUAAAAUGAAGGUUGCAUGAUAAGUUUGUUAGCUCUCUUUGGCCAGCCGGAGGAAUGCUUUCAUGUUUACACAGUGAAUAAAACGUCUGGGGAGCCGAGACACGGGGACACGCCUACUUCCUGAGGCGCAAUCCACUCACUUCCUGUGCAGCAGGAAAUGACAUCUGGAAUUUUUAGAUAAUGGAAUCAGCAAAUGUUUUUGUUGUGUUUUUUAAAGUUUUUUUUUAUUGUGUUGGCAUAGUUAAUGCCCGGAAAGGAGGCAGUUCUCUCAGAUCAAUCAGAACGAAGUUUCUGUGGAGUCACAUUUGUACAGUUCCUUUAUGCAUAUAACUUUACAGUAUUUUAUUAAAUUGUAUUACUAAACCUGCAAUAAAUGUAACUAGUUUUAUAAAAUAAAAAAUACUCACAGAUUAA
Plectropomus leopardus (leopard coralgrouper) is the source of this 872-nucleotide messenger RNA. NCBI's taxonomy places the organism in Eukaryota, Metazoa, Chordata, Actinopteri, Perciformes, Serranidae. The record is from RefSeq and is a predicted model, not a curated record.